Molecule: messenger RNA, 1263 nt
Organism: Camellia sinensis
Lineage: Eukaryota; Viridiplantae; Streptophyta; Magnoliopsida; Ericales; Theaceae
Source: RefSeq, a predicted model, not a curated record
AUGGCUACCAUGAAGAAAAGGUUUGUGAUUUACUGGUGGAUUAGCGGGUGCAUUCCAUUCCAAGCAGAUCAAGCAGAGCUUCAUGCCAUCCGUAUCUUGGAUGGGCUUACUGCAAAGGGCUUCAUCGAGCCUAUCUACAAAAAUUGUGGAUUGAUUGUGGAUAGCUACAGGAUGCCCCCUGCCAUUCGUUGUGUUUUAACCACUGAACCAACAGUUGAUCGGUUUGGUGAUUUGACGUAUCGAGGCCUCACCUUUUGGUACGGCAGCAUCGUCAACGUUGAUGCGGCUAUUAUUGAUGGAAGACAUGAAAUUAUUUUCAAAAGGUGCACCGAUUUGAAAGUUGUUUACUUGGGAAGGUGGCAGAAUUCGGUCACGCAUCACAUUGAAGUCUCAGACAUUAAAAUUCUCAAUUUUCUCAAGAAUAUGAAACAAUUGAGGGUUCUUAGCCUUCGAGGAAUUUCAUUGAUUACAGAGCUUCCUCAAUUCAUUUCACAACUGACUGGUCUUAAAACUCUAGAUCUCAAAUCGUGUCACAACCUUGAGGUGGUUCCAGAUUGGAUUGGCUUGCUUGAAAAUUUGACACACUUGGAUAUAUCUGGGUGUUACCUUUUAGAUCACAUGCCCAAGGGGCUUGGUGCACUAUCUAAUCUUGAAGUCCUUAAGGGAUUUAUUAUUAGAGAUUCCAAUGAUGAAAAGUCAUGUACUAUCAAUAAUUUGACAAAAUUGUCAAAUCUACGAAAAUUGAGCAUAUCUGUAAGUAUGAAAGAAUUUCCAACAGAUCUGCAGCUUCAUCAUUUACAAAGAUUAUACCAUUUAGAGAAGUUGAAAAUAUCUUGGUCAGGAUGCAUUUUACGAGGUAAAACUGAUGAUUCACCUAAGCAAGCACAACUAUUUUCCAAGCAGACAACGCUGACAAGAUCAUUCAUUGAGCAGCGUGAUCCAAAACUUCCUUCAUCGUUGCAAAAACUAGAGCUUGAGGGUUUUCCUGAGAUAGAUACACCCGGUUGGUUGCGGUCUGGCAAUUUGAACAACUUGAAGAAACUUUACAUCAGCGGAGGACUAUUGUGUAAUCUGGACAAAAUAGUAGCUACCACAGUUCAAAUGUUACAAUUUAAGUACUUGAGUAACUUAGAGAUGCCUUGGAAAGACAUUAUGAUGUUAUUUCCCAAUUUGAUUUACUUGGAGAAAGUAGAAUGUCCCGGCCUCAAUUCCUUCCCGUGUGAUCAGAAUGGUGUUUGGAUGAGGAAAGAAUGCCAUCGAUGA